Molecule: messenger RNA, 441 nt
Organism: Gavia stellata (red-throated loon)
Lineage: Eukaryota; Metazoa; Chordata; Aves; Gaviiformes; Gaviidae
Gene: NDP
Product: norrin cystine knot growth factor NDP
Exons: 2
Coding region: 40-441 (133 amino acids)
Biological process (GO): Wnt signaling pathway
Source: RefSeq, a predicted model, not a curated record
UACCUCCCUCUGCUGUUAUCAGCGAGAAGUUCCUCGACAAUGGGAAAUCAUGUACUUGCAGCUUCGAUUUCCAUGCUCUCACUCCUGGCAAUGAUGGGAGACGCGGACAGUAAAACAGACAGUUCCUUCAUGAUUGACUCUGACCCCAGCCGCUGUAUGAGGCAUCACUACGUCGACUCCAUCAGCCAUCCACUGUACAAGUGUAGCUCGAAGAUGGUGCUGCUGGCUCGCUGCGAAGGGCGCUGCAGCCAGACGUCGCGCUCGGAGCCGAUGGUUUCUUUCAGCACCGUCCUGAAGCAGCCUUUCCGCUCCACCUGCCACUGCUGCCGGCCCCAGACCUCCAAGCUGAAGGCCAUGAGGUUGCGAUGCUCGGGGGGCAUGCGGCUCACUGCCACCUACCGCUACAUCCUCUCCUGCCACUGCGAGGAGUGCAACUCCUAG